UCCACACAAACGGGUUAGAAAGCGCGAGAGAGAGAGAGCCAGGAGUGAAUAAUGUUUACCACUCGCUCUGUGGAAUCUAUCAGGAGUCGAAACUUUAGUCAGGUUUUGCCGUAUUAAUUUCACCCGAAAGCCUUAUUCAAACUGCAACAGUUUAAAAUCAUCUCUAUUAAGGAUAUAUCAGCGGCUGGAUCGACUGAAUGAAACCAUGAGGAAUAAAAAACACGGCGGUUGUCGCGAUCUACACUAACGUGACUAUCGAUCCAGCAGAGCCAAGCUUUGAAAACGCCGAGCCAGGUACUUCGGCGCAGACUUUCAACGGUCAGUUUUUCCUGCGGGUUUACCUGUGCUUACGUGGCACUUUUUUGACCUGGAGACUUAUUGUAAAAAAAUCCCAUUUUAGGCUUUUUAUCCACUUUUAUAGUGGCGAUGCGAUGUAUUUUCAGAGGUUUAGCAAGUUGCGUGGCCGGGACUAGUUUACUUGCGCCAGGCAGCCAAUCAGCGGAAUAACACUCACUAUUUUUGCUUUAAUUUAUCCUCUUUUGCCUUAUUCACACGACAACCUUCAAAUACAGCGUCGUACCGCACCCUUCAGAUUCUGACAGCGGGUUUCCAGGCGAGCUUCCAUAAGGAGGAUAAGUGUCAACGCUACGCGUGUGUUUUUGGGGUGGUAAAAUGGAUGCGGGAAUGGAGAAGGAGUGCAGCGCUUUGGGAGGGCUCUUCCAAAUCAUCAUGAACGACAUGAAGGCGAGUUAUCCUGCUUGGGAGGACUUUGUCACCAAAGGGGCUAAGCUGCAAUCUCAGUUAAGGACAACAAUCAUCGUCACUAGCUCAUUCCUAGAUGCUUUCCAGAAAGUGGCUGACAUUGCAACUGGAACACGAGGAGCGACGAAAGAGAUCGGAUCAGCUUUGACCAGGAUGUGUAUGAGACACAGAAGCAUUGAGAACAAGCUCAAACUGUUUACCACGGCUCUCAUGGAUAACUUGAUCACUCCUCUGGAACUGAAAAUUGAAGAGUGGAAGAAGGUUGCCAGUCAGCUGGAUAAAGACCAUGCCAAAGAAUAUAAGAAGGCACGUGCAGAUAUCAAGAAGAAAUCUUCAGACACCAUUAAACUGCAGAAGAAAGUUAAAAAAGGUAAAGACGAUGUGCGGGUGCAGCUGGACAGCGCUCUUCAGGACGUCAAUACGCGCUAUGCCGUGUUAGAGGAGACGGAGAAGAGAGCUGUGUGUCGAGCUCUUAUAGAAGAAAGAGGAAGAUUCUGCUCAUUUGUCACAAUGCUCAAACCUGUCCUGGAUGAAGAAAUAGGCAUGCUUGGGGAAGUCACCCACUUACAGACAAUUCUAGAAGAUCUUGGCAACCUGACAGCUGAUCCCAACACACUGCCCCCUGCUAGUGAACAGGUUAUUCUUGAUCUGAAAGGCUCGGACUACAGCUACUCAUAUCAGACUCCACCCGGCUCUCCUAGCAACACGUUAUCACGAAAGAGCAGCAUCAGCAGUAACUACACCUCUGUGCGUCAUGUCCCGUCUUUGGACUCCAUCUCCAGCGCAGUGGAUGGCCUUCACCUGCGAGCCCCAGACACAACACGGGAUCAAGGCCAGAACUCUCCUGGCACAGAGAACGGGACCUCGAUGCCCCCACUACACAAAGCUUACAGUGGGCAUGAGGAGAGAGCCAGGACGCUGUCCUCAUCGGGCAAGCCACAGUCAGCCAGGGAGCAGCUGGCUCUUACUCUGGGAGGCGGGCUUAAUUCAGAAGCUCCUCGGACCAGCCGAGAUUCCCUCCACUGCUCUAGCGGAUACAGCACCCAGACGACUACGCCGUCCUGCUCGGAGGACACCAUUCCCUCACAGCACGACUAUGACUACAUCUCACUGCACGGAGGAGAGGACGCCCACAGCCAGUCUGAAUUUGAUAAAUCUUCUACAAUUCCUCGCAACAGCGACUUAAGUCUCAAUUACCGCAAAAUGUUUCAAAGCAAGAGGCCGGCAUCUACCGUCAGUCUGCUGAUGGAUCCGGAGCCUAUAGGACCCCACACGGCCACUAUCCGCCGUAAACCCUCCAGCAAGCCCAAUAUCCGCCGUGGAACCAUCAGUGGAGGAGUGCCUAUACCCAUCUCCACACCGCAGGUGCCGAUGAAGGCAUCCGUUUCUACCGCCGGCCUGAGCGGCAGUGAGGAGACCGUGUGCCCUCCUGGGCUGAUUCAGAGUAACAGGUUACCUGGCUCUGAUCUGGCUCACACCAGACAUAAUCUCUGUACAUCUACUCAGAGUCUGAGUGCAAUGCCGCCUCCAUACUAUUCCAUGUUCCCUGGGCAGCCACCAGUGGGCAGUACUGAGCCAAUGUAUCAAAUGAGCAAGCAACAGCAGUAUGCGUUGCACCAACAGCAACAGAGGCAGUAUCAACAACAACAGCUGCAACACCAAUAUCACCAACAACACAAUCAACAGCAAUAUAAUCAACAACAGUACAAUCACCAACAGCAAUAUAAACAACAACAGGAGUCGCAAUAUCAAGAGAUCCAACAGAAACACAAACGUCAGUGUCAGCAGCAGCAGCAUCAGAUUCAGCAGCAGGUUCAAAACACGGCAGCUCACAAUUCCAGCGUGCCAGUUGAAAGUGGGCAGCCCAAUUCCGCCCAGCCCGGCGUGGACCAUACCGACAGCGUUCCUGAUCCGGGCAGCGGAGGUGACAUGUUGAGUAUGAUACGCAGAGGAGUCAAAUUACGUCGGACACUCACCAACGAUCGUUCGGCACCUUUAAUCACCCCCAACCAUCUCGACUGAUUUUAUUUUUUCCAUUGUUUGAUUUUGUCUGUGGCUUUUUAUAGUUGCUUUUUCCGUCUUUUCGCUUGGCGACUUUUUUCUGUGCCUUUUAUUGUUGCAAGUUUGCUCUUUUUUCUUUUCUUUUUUUUAAGUGGGGGCAAAACCGUUGACUAAGGUGCGACUCUUGCCACAUGAAAAGAUGUUUGACUUAAUUACACUGUGCUCAAAGAACAAACGUUUUGCCGUGUCCUUGCGAAUGUUGCCUCUCAAAUUAAAGUAAGUUCUGCAGGCUGUGUGCUUUACAUGUAUAUGUAUACUUAUAUAUAUACAGAUAUAUAUGUAUUUAGAGAUCUAGAUCGAACGUCAGAGCUUAAGAUAUAUUAAAGUUAUUUGUUUGUUGUAUUCGCAAAGAUAAAGCACUCAGCCUUCUGGUUAGAGAUCAAAACUUCUGUAUAUAUUAGCGAAACUAUUGAAAGACUGUUGUAUUAUUAUUAAUUUUGUUUUCAUCUUUGUUUUUGAAAUUAGACAAAGCAGCACUAGGCAUCUAUUUUUGUACAGUUUAGGGUAACAGAAAACUGCACCACUGCCUUUAAUCCGCCCAAUGACUGGAUGCGAAUGCAGCCAAUGAGAGUUGUGGAGGGAGGGAAGGAAGGAGCGAUGUGAUUGGGUGGAUGAAUGAAGGACUGGAAUAGUGGAACUUAUUUGUGUUGCUUAUGACUGUGAGAGCUUACAAAGGCAUCACUGUGGUUAUUUAUUCGACCUGUUUGAUUCUGAAUCAUUUUUAAUCGUUUCUUUACCAAAGCUCUGAUGCUGUAGCCUCGUAGAUGCGUAUAAACUUGCUCUCCUGGAGGAUUUGCUAUAAAGACUCUAUUCAUAAAACUUCAAA
Megalobrama amblycephala (Wuchang bream) is the source of this 3649-nucleotide messenger RNA. It is a transcript of the gene mtss1, whose product is annotated as MTSS I-BAR domain containing 1. Bases 673 to 2784 code for a protein of 703 amino acids. The record is from RefSeq and is a predicted model, not a curated record. The transcript has 14 exons. Gene Ontology annotation, biological process: cell projection assembly; plasma membrane organization. Gene Ontology annotation, molecular function: actin binding; phospholipid binding. Gene Ontology annotation, cellular component: cytoplasmic side of plasma membrane; actin cytoskeleton. Lineage: Eukaryota; Metazoa; Chordata; Actinopteri; Cypriniformes; Xenocyprididae.